Centruroides sculpturatus (bark scorpion) is the source of this 2818-nucleotide messenger RNA. Its product is annotated as monoacylglycerol lipase ABHD12-like. Lineage: Eukaryota; Metazoa; Arthropoda; Arachnida; Scorpiones; Buthidae. The transcript is spliced from 2 exons. Gene Ontology annotation, molecular function: monoacylglycerol lipase activity; phosphatidylcholine lysophospholipase A1 activity. Gene Ontology annotation, biological process: monoacylglycerol catabolic process; phosphatidylserine catabolic process. Gene Ontology annotation, cellular component: endoplasmic reticulum membrane. The coding region runs from base 304 to 1407 and encodes 367 amino acids. The record is from RefSeq and is a predicted model, not a curated record.
AAAUAAUUUUUCAUUUGUUUUACUUUUGUUUUUAUCAGAGGGACAUGUCACGCGAUAGUUACAUUAUCCUCAUACGUAAUUUUCGAUAACGAUUUCGACGAUAGGGGGCAUUUUUCAUCAUCUCGCCGCGAAUGUCACGUGGUCGCCAGACAAGCCAUUGACUCGGAAGGGUGUUUAUUUUCUAGAUCUUUUAAGGUGAGUGCCGAGCCAAUUCUACAUAUUACCAAAUAUUCCUCGUUUGUAGUUCGAUCUCGACAGUCGACCGUGACGUAUUGCAUCCGAAAUUAGCCGGUUAAAGUUAAAAUGCUACGGCAACGUAUUCACAGUAAGGAGCAGUCAGAUAACGAACAAAUUGGAAAUGAAGCACAAGAUGUGCAGGAACCAAAGAAGAAGUGGUAUUUGAUAUUAUUAAAAGUAUUAUGCGGAUUGUUUUUCACUGUAUAUAUAGUUAUACCGACAAUAUAUUAUUGUUGUCCAACGGUCAGAAGACAUACCAUUUUUUUAAAUUAUGUUUCGCUUCCCCUCCCUCACAAUCUUUCGGAACCUCAAAAAUUUGGAUUGAGAUGUUCACGCAACUUCUACGUUGAAUCGGAGAAUAAAAUAAAAAUGGGAGUAUGGCAUGUGCCUUCUAAAAGUGCUUUGAAAUUUUGUAAAGGAGGAGAGAUGGAAGCAGGUAAGGAGUUUGCAGAUGGAAGACCCAUAUUUCUGUAUUUGCAUGGGAAUUCGGGAACGAGAGGUGCCAAUCACAGAGUUUUACUAUACAAACUUUUAACAGAUACAGUAGACGUUCACAUCGUAACUUUUGACUAUCGUGGUUUUGCGGAUUCUACAAACUAUCCCCCUUCGGUAAAGGGUUUGGAACACGACUCCGCAGUGAUGUUUAACUGGGUAAAGCAACAUCAAAAAAAUUCACAGAUUUAUAUAUGGGGUCAUUCAUUAGGAACUGCGGUUGCUGUUCGACUCGCUUCGAGACUUUGCAAGUCAGAAGAUAAACCUGCAGCAGUGGUUUUGGAAGCCCCUUUCACUAGUACUAAGGAUGCUGCCAUGUAUUAUCCUCUUACAUUAUUUCAUCGUUACAUGCCAUUCUUUGACAAACUUUUUCUCGACCCCAUGAUGGAUGAAGAAACCGGUUUUGAUAGUGAAAAACAGAUAAUCGACAUCACAACACCACUACUCAUUCUCCACGCAGAAGACGACAAUUUAAUUCCUUUUGAAUUAGGCGAGAGAUUGCAUCAGAAAGCCCUAAAGGGAAGACCUAAAAAUCUACCUCCACCCAUUUUUAUUACUUACGAUUAUGAUUUUGAUUACGGACAUAAACACAUUCAUCGAGAUCCUAAUCUUCCAGGUAUAGUUAGAGAAUUUUUAGAAGGUAAACUUCAGUCAAAGUUUAUCAAAAAAACUUCAUAAUAUUUUCUUAAUUUUGUAUAAAAAUAAUAGAGAAAUUUGAGAAGUAUUUUCCAUAAGUGAUUUUGUGAUAGGUAUUUAAAAGUUUCUUUAACUUGACAAGAAGUUUUGAUUAAUUAUCAAAUAUUAUUUUUUUGUAGAAUUAAAAUUUAUAAUCCAGAAUAUUCUGUUUGAAUUUGAUCAUUUGUUUCACUCAUCACCUUUAAUGCAAUGGCACAUACAUUAAAAAUUCAGUUUAAAUUUGAUAUUCAAUUUAAAGCAAGAAAAUAAUUUAUAUUUUCAUAAAUAGAAAUUUCUAGUUAGAAAAGUAAGAUUUUAAAAUGGUUUUAAAACAAAAUCCAACAGUUUUUAUACUUAAUGUGUAUGAAUAUGCUCAUUUGUCUUCAAAAAUCAAACUUUUUUUUAUAUGCAAAUGACUAUUUCAGUACCUGGAGUAACUUAGAAACUUUACUAUGUUAAAGAUUGGAUAAAUAUUGCACAAUUAUAUAACUAAUGGAACCAAGAUUUAGUUUUGAUAUUAACUCUCAUAUAAAAUAAUAGUUUGAAGAACUAUGCAUAUUUAGGGUCUUCCAAAAAGAAUGCUAUCAUUUUAAAUUACUGUAAUUAUGUUAAUUAUUACCUGAAAAUGGUUUAACUCUCUAAACUCUGAAAACUCACUCUAUCUCUAUUGCUAAUGACAAUUGUUUUUAGUUUUUAUCUUUCAGACUAGAAGGGGAACUUGUAUAGCAAAACUAUUGUAACAACUUUUCAAUCAGCCAUUUUCAUUUUUAAUGGAUAAGACUGAUUUUGUGUUUAAAAGGUUAAUAUAUUUCAAAACAGAAAAUUCAAAGUUUCAUCAAUAGUGUGCAUUCAGAUAUAUUUUUGGGAGGUUUUCAAAGCUCUGAAUCGUGUGCUUCCUCGGCAGUGGAUUGGUCAUCCAAUCCACUGCUGAGGAAUAUCUGGAUAGGCCCAAUGACAGUCUGUUGCUCUGCAGACUCCCCAAGUCCCUGGACCCGACACCCUACAGUUUCUUAUUGUGGGACUAUGUGAAGGACACCAUUGCCCGGGACUUUGCAGGAGCUUUGGAAUCAAAUUAUGAAUGCUUUGGGAGGACUAACAUUGGAUAUGUUGCAGAGAGUCUGGGAAAAAAUGGACUUUCGGCUAGAUGUGUGUCAUGUGAUGUGAGGUACACUUAUUGAGGAAUUGUAACAAACAGAUAUGAAACUUUGAGAGUUUUUUUUUUGUUUUGAAAUAUAUUAAAUCAUUUUCAGAUAUUAACAUAAUUACAGUAAUUUAAAAUGGUAGCAUUUUUGGAAGAUCCUGUUUAAUGAUUUGUAGUUGUCAUAAAAUGUUAAUUUGGCACUUAUCAUUGUAAUUCUUUCCACUGAACUAAAUCCUGGUUGGAUUUAGAGUGAGAGUAUACAUAACAGUUUAC